GGACAAUUCCUUUUAGAAAGAGAUUGCCUCGGCGAAGUUUUCUCAGCGUAUGUUUAACUAUAGUGUAUUUUCUUAUUAACAGUGUAUGCUCCUGUAAUAUUCAUGUUAAAGGUUACACAUUUUGAAUUGAUUUCUAUUACAAUCCUUUUAUUAUUGAUAGACGGAUGGAUAGAUGGAUGGAUGAGUUCAGGGUUGGGCCCUAUCCAUGCCCUUUUUAUUGUGGGUAAUGGGCUCUAAACACUCAGGCCCAAAACAAAUUUCCUUUGCUAUUUCACUUUCAGGUAGAAUUCUAUAGUGAGGACUUCGUUUGGAGAGCGGGAGUUGUUAGCCGCCCAAAAACAAGGGUUAAAUUGAAAAGUGAGGGAAAGGAAGAAAGUGAAGAAGAAGAGCAGAGAGAGAGAGAGAGAGAAUGCAGAUUCGGGUGAAGUGCAGUUGCGGAGAAAGCAACUGCCCAGAAUGGGCGGUGGUGGAAUUGCAAGGGAUGGUGGAGGUUCAGUCCCAAUUUCAAGAUCGCCUCCACAACCUCCACAUCGGCCUCCUCUGCCGCCCUUCCGCCUCCUCCCAGGACCAAACCUACACAUUUACUGUUGGGUAUCACGAAUUGACAGGAACCAAACAGCCCUUGAAGAAGCCACUCUUGGUCUUAAGGAAACUCAAGCCCUCCCGAGACGCAGGGGUAGAAUUGGAAGUCAUCGGAAUUAUUCGCCACCGGAUUCUGUUCAAUACCAGACCUAUGGCCCUCAUUUCCAAACCACAACCAGCAGUGAAGAAGAAUAAGGGCAGCGAGCAAAUAGCAGCUCAGUUCAACUCCGUGCCUUGAAAAACCGAAGCAGCUUCUUCAAAUGCAUUCCUUGCGAAGGAUGUCAAAGAAAGGAAACAAAUGUAUUCAAAUGAUCCAAUGUCCCUAUUAUUUAUGUGGUACUAUUAUCAUUAUUCAAGUCCCUGAAUCUUGCUUCUGAUUCUUAUCGAGUACGAGACAAUUGCAACGAGGGCCAUGUUGAUACA
Messenger RNA from Prunus persica (peach), 1005 nucleotides. RefSeq lists its product as uncharacterized. Gene Ontology annotation, cellular component: Ctf18 RFC-like complex. NCBI's taxonomy places the organism in Eukaryota, Viridiplantae, Streptophyta, Magnoliopsida, Rosales, Rosaceae. Gene Ontology annotation, biological process: mitotic sister chromatid cohesion. The coding region runs from base 410 to 820 and encodes 136 amino acids. The transcript has 2 exons. The record is from RefSeq and is a predicted model, not a curated record.